Molecule: messenger RNA, 3959 nt
Organism: Panthera uncia (snow leopard)
Lineage: Eukaryota; Metazoa; Chordata; Mammalia; Carnivora; Felidae
Gene: TMEM38A
Product: transmembrane protein 38A
Exons: 6
Coding region: 445-1590 (381 amino acids)
Biological process (GO): potassium ion transmembrane transport
Cellular component (GO): membrane
Molecular function (GO): potassium channel activity; identical protein binding
Source: RefSeq, a predicted model, not a curated record
GGGGGCUUCCUCCUGGGCCCCAGUGGAAGGCGGGGAUCCCCACUAGGCUGGCGCUACAGGGGAGUGGGGGGGAGGGAGGAGGUCCCAACAGAGCUGUCCCUUCGGAGAACAGGGAUCCCCGUGAGGAAUGGAGAUCGUAACUUACAGAGCCCCAUAGAGGAUUAGGGUCAUGACAGCUCCACAGACAAUUGGGGUCUUGACCCUCUGGGAUACGGGAAGAUGGGGUUCACAACUGGUCGGGCCCCACAGAGGGUGCUGGUCCCGAUCCAAAGGCUCCAAAGAGGACAUGGAUCCUAAUCGAGUCCCACCGGGACAGGGUCCUAACUGAUCCGUCCCGCCUGGGUGGGCUCCGCGCGGGAAGGACCCCCCCCCCCCCCCGCCAGGGACGGCUACCCUGUCCAACGCACACCACAGGGACCCCUGCACCCCGCCUCGCUGGGCUGAAUGGGGUCGCGAUGGCCCGAGGGACGGAGUAGCGGACACCCGACUAGGCUUCAAGGGACAGAACGGCCCCACCACCCGCCCCGGGGCCUGGGGCCGUCCCUCCUCUCCCGCGGGGGCCGGGUUGGAGGCGGCGCCUGGCGGGCGGGGGCGGGUCCAGCGGCGGGGGCGCAGUUGCCGGGCCGCGGGCUGCGGGACUUACUGGGCCGGGGGCUGGGGUGGGACCCGGCGGGCGCCAUGGAGCUGCUCUCGGCGCUGAGCCUAGGCGAGCUGGCGCUCAGCUUCUCGCGGGUGCCGCUCUUCCCGGUCUUCGACCUCAGCUACUUCAUCGUCUCCAUUCUCUACCUCAAGUAUGAGCCAGGAGCAGUCGAGCUGUCCCGGCGCCAUCCCUUGGCGUCCUGGCUGUGCGCCAUGCUGCACUGCUUUGGGAGUUACAUCUUGGCGGAUCUGCUCCUCGGGGAGCCCCUGAUCGACUACUUCAGCAACAAUUCCAGCGUCCUACUGGCCUCGGCCGUCUGGUACUUGAUUUUCUUCUGCCCCCUGGACCUCUUUUACAAGUGUGUCUGCUUCUUACCUGUGAAACUUAUAUUUGUGGCCAUGAAGGAGGUAGUCAGAGUCCGAAAGAUCGCCGUGGGCAUCCAUCACGCCCACCACCACUACCACCAUGGGUGGUUCGUCAUGAUUGCCACCGGCUGGGUCAAAGGCUCUGGUGUCGCCCUCAUGUCCAAAUUUGAGCAGCUGCUCCGAGGGGUCUGGAAGCCGGAGACCAAUGAGAUCCUGCACAUGUCCUUCCCCACAAAGGCCAGCCUGUAUGGAGCCAUACUCUUCACCCUGCAGCAGACCCGCUGGCUCCCCGUGUCCAAAGCCAGCCUUACCUUCAUCUUCACCGUGUUCAUGGUGUCCUGUAAGGUGUUCCUGACGGCCACUCACUCUCAUGGCUCCCCUUUUGAUGUUCUGGAGGGUUACAUCUGCCCUGUGCUGUUUGGGGCUGCCUGGGGGGAUGACCAUUACCACAACAACCAUGGUGGGUCCCACGGCGGGUCCCACGGCGGCGGCGGGCCCGGCUCCCCGCACUCAGCCCUGCCUGCUAAGUCCAAGGAGGAGCUGAGCGAGGGCUCCAGGAAGAAGAAAACCAAGAAGGCAGAUUAGUGGGUGGCCCAGAGGCCUUGUGGGGUGCCGGGGAGAAGAUCCAGACCCAGGACCCUCAGAGUUGGUGUGGGCGCCUCCUGGGCUCAGCUUUCCCCUCUCCGGGCCUUGACGUCCCAGUCUACAAACUGGGGCCAUCAGCCCACCCUCCAGGGCUGAUGGGGGCGGGGGGCGUUAAAUGAGAUAUGGGGCUGAGGGGCAUUUGUGGGAAUGGAGGGGUCCCUCUCUUUCUGCCAGGCCACCAUAGCUACCCAGCUUGAUUCGGCGGGGAGGCCCACAGAAUCCUGGCAGUGGCUCCAGCCGGAAACUCUAGCAGUAUAUUCUUGCUCCAUCAUUUCCUCUCUAAAACUACAUCUUGACCCCGAAAGAAUUUCAGGUCAGGGUGAGAGUCACGAAUUUGAUGGCCAUUUCCUAAGUACCCGCUGGGAGGCGGCUGCUAUGACCUUCCACGUCUCUUCUUGCCCACCCCUCCUGGAAGGCACCGGGCAAGUUGCCUCCUCCAAGCCGUCCGUUCCCCACCUGUACGGUGGGGACCCCCAGCCCUCCUCCUUAUGGAAGUGUUGGUGUGUGCCUGGAUGUGAACCAGCCUUAUAAACUCUUAAGCACCACGCAGUCAGGAGGGGAGGCCUUGACGGAUGUUCACCAUGCUUGAGAGCGGCUUUGCAUUUUAGAUGAUUUGUGUUUGUGGAUCGGAGAACCCCACAAGUUAUCUGGCACAAAGGGGGCCUUCGGUAGACACACCUAGGCCAGCCUGGAGAGCUUGGAGGGUGGGGGAGGCUCGUUCUGAUCUUUGGCUUCAGGCUGGUGCUAAACCAAAGAAAUGCAGUUGGCCGGGCAGGGGUCCCAAGAUCCAGCUCUGUGAAGGGGCUCCGAGCACCUGCUGUUGGGCCCUAGAAGCGUCAGGCCUCCCUCAUGCCUGCGUCCUCCACUGCUCAUUCAGCCAAUCAGAGGAGUCGGCUUGCUCUGUGCUGGGCAUCUUGCUGCCGCUGGGCGGGCCCGGGACAUGCUUCAGGGUGAGUGAGGGGAACGAUAGCUGAGCCCCCACCCCCUGCCCCCGGCCUCCUUCAUCUCAACCUGUGUUACCAGGACAUCCAAGCAGGGGUGGGUAGAUGAGGUGUGGCCAGUCUCAGGUGGGGUUUUGGCCCAGACUGGGCCCGCUUAGAGCUGUCCUCUGCACGUGGGUACUCAGCCUACAGCUGCGUCAAGAUCAGGGCGGGGUCAGCAGGGUCCCGGAUGUUGCCCGGCUGUUGGGAAAGUGCCUUGAUCCUGUGACACCUGGGAGGGAGCUGGGUGGGUCCUGAAGCUCCGAAUUCAUCCUCUUGCAUGUUUGUCAAGGCUCGGCAUGAAGGUUCAGCAAAUAAAUCGGUUGUGAAAGAACCCUUGUCUCUUGCCUUGUCUGAUUCAUUCCUGCUCUUUAGGCCUCAGGACACAGGGGGGUUCUGUAUCCUUAGAGACAUUCGGCGUUUCCAAGAAGAUGAGGCUCACGGCAGUCCCAAAUCGGGAUGGAGCCUGUGGGUGAAGUCUGGGGUUUGGAGUUCAAAUAUUUACUGUGUCACCAAUAGGUCACAGGGCCUCCCCCUCUCCAAGCCAGUUUGCCUUUUGGGGGCAAAGAGGGUGAUGAUUAUCACUGCCCUUUGUAGGCAGAUGGGAGGAUUAUUGGGUGAUUGGGGUUUGCAGCUCAGUCUGUACAGGACCUUGUUUUUUUGUUUUAUUUUUUUUUAACGUUUAUUUAUUAUUGAGAGACAGAGAGACACAGAGCAUGAGCAGGGGAGGGGCUGAGAGAUGGAGAGACACAGAAUCUGAAGCAGGCUCCAGGUUCCGAGCUGUCAGCACAGAACCCGAUGCGGGGCUCGAACUCACAAACCACGAGAUCAUGACCUGAGCCGAAGUCAGAUGCUUAACUGACUGAGCCACCCAGGCACCCCAUGUGCAGGACCUUGUUAAGAGCACAACUUGGGAAUCACACAUCUGAUAACGGGAUUAUAUCCAGAAUAUAUAAAGAAUUCUCAAAAGUCAAUAAAUAGCCUGAUGAAAAAUGAGCAAAGGAUUUGAAUGGACACUUUGACGUUGAGGAUAGACAGAUAGCACACACACACACACACACACACACACACACACACACACACAGAAAGCACAUGAAAAGAUGCUCAACAUCCUUAGCCAUCCAGGAAAUGUGUGGGAAGAUACCCAGUUCGCAUUCUCUAGGAUGGUUAAAUUAAAAACACUGCCCGGGGCGCCUGGGUGGCUCAGUUGGUUAAGCGUCAGACUUCGGCUCAGGUCUUGAUCUCGUGGCUUGUGAGUUCGAGCCCUACGUCAGGCUCUGUGCUGACAGCUCGAAGCCUGGAGGCUGCUUCGGAUUCUGUCUCUGUCUC